UUGUCCGGUGUUUGCGCCCUGUAUCCGGCUCCAUGAAGAGCCUCAGCAGCAGCAGCCGCUCGCUCUGGGUAGGAGGAGAAGUCCUUCACUUUCACAGCAUACGCUUUACAGUUUAACACAUUGUACUUAGAUGUUUUUGUUUGUUUGUGAUUUUUGAUAACUGGUCCCAGCAGAGAUAUAGAUUAUUCACAGCUGAAUAACUAAUUUAAGGGAUUAAGUGUUUCAAACUAUCCAAAAAGAUUAACCAACAUCUCUCAGCCCUGGUACACACUGGUCAAAAGGUCGGUCUACACCUGCACCUGCAUGAGAGACAUUUACUUCACUGACCAGCAGGCGGCGGUAUUUUGUAUUUGUUAUUGGAAAAGGGAACCUGAGUUAUAGUCGUAUUCAAGUCAAAAUGAUAGGUUAGUCUAAAUUAGGUUAGUAAGGUAAUCAUAAGAAUGAGCGUUUUUAUCUGCUCUUGUCUCUUGAUUGGCUGGACCUAAACUAACUAUUACAGUCAUCUCUUAUUGACAUGCACAGCAAUGCUUUGAUGAAAUCAUUGGAACAUAAACUGCACUGAGUGCAUUACAUGUAGGAGGUUAAUGUGGGCAGCAGGUCUACGAUAGACUUGAAAUGAAAUUGUACCGAUACAAGACUCUGGGCAUGGACAAUGAUGACCAGCGAGUGACCAGAGAGUACAAAAUACAAUGGUGUAUGAGGGGCCUACACAGCAUGUAAUGAAUCUUAGCACACCAUGAUAGACAGCAUCCAAACAAGAGAAGAGACUGAGCAGAGGCAUUUAUGUCAAUUAUAUCUCCAUAAUCAAGAAGAGGCAAGAAGGUGGCAGCAACAAGCCGAUUCCUAGCGUUCACAGAAAAACAGGAUUUGUUUCUGAACAAGAAACCCAAUUUUAGUUUCUUUAAAAGACAUGGAAAUGUCGCUGGGUGACAUGAGAUCUAUGCGAUCCAUGAGAUCAUGAGAAACAACACUAUACUGAGAAGCACAGAGAGAGAGUUGCGUGAACUCAUUUGACAAUGGUUUGAAAAGCAAUAGACGUUUGUGAAGAUUUAAAAGUUAUGCACUGCAGUUUUGAGUUAAAAGGAUUAACCUCCCAAAUGAACUUGAAGACAUUGUCCAUCUAUCCAUCUUCUACCGCUUUAUCCUUCACAUGAGGGUCGCGGGGGUUGCUGUGCCAAUCUCAGCUGACAUAAGGUGAAAGGCGGGGGUACAUCCUGGACAGAUCGCCAGUUUGAGGACUUUGUUGUGUAGAUCUUUUUUUCGGAUUUUGCAUUUGUUUCUACUCCACAACUGACCACAUGUCUCCACAGGUAAACUCUGCUGCCUGGAAUAAGAGACACAUGUCCACUCAUGCUGUAAGUUGCAGAAUGAGGAAGCACACAGUGAUUUCCUCACCUCAGGAACUCUUUCACCAGAUGCACAGUCCGUCCCCUGACUUGACCCUUUAACCCCACUGUUUCAACUAACAUCCCAAAUGUCAAAUGUCUUUAUCGCAUAUAUGUCUUUGUCCUACUAACUUCACUGUUGUCUCUCCUUUAUUCUGCAUCUUCUCUCCAUCCACCCACGGCAGAUCAUACCACCCCCUGCGAAGUAUGGAGGCAGACACACUGUGACUCUGAUUCCUGGAGAUGGUGUUGGACCAGAGCUGGCCGACCAUGUGCAAAAACUAUUCAGGUUCUGCUGCGUUCCAGUCGACUUUGAGGUCGUCACCGUGGACUCAACCAUGGCCUCAGAAGAUGACAUCAGUAACGCCAUAGUGGCCGUCAGACGCAAUGGUGUUGCACUCAAAGGCAACAUCGACACCAACCACAACUUGCCACCUUCUCACAAGUCCCGGAACAACUUACUGCGCACUCGUCUGGAUCUCUAUGCCAAUGUGGUGCACUGCCUGUCUGUGCCUGGAGUGAGGACACGUCACCGAAACGUCGACAUUAUGAUCAUCAGGGAGAACACGGAGGGCGAGUACAGCAGUCUGGAGCAUGAGAAUAUACCAGGGGUUGUUGAAUGUCUGAAGAUCAUCACCAGGAAAAAAUCUUUGCGCAUCGCGGACUAUGCAUUCAGAACGGCUCGGGAGAAAGGACGCAGACGAGUCACCGCUGUACACAAAGCUAACAUCAUAAAGUUGGGUGACGGCCUCUUCCUGGAGUGCUGUAAGGAGGUGGCCAGCGGUUACCCUGAAAUCAGCUUCGACACUAUGAUUGUAGACAACACAACUAUGCAGCUUGUUUCCAGGCCACAGCAGUUCGACGUCAUGAUCAUGCCAAACCUGUACGGAAACGUUGUGAGCAACGUGUGUGCCGGGCUGGUCGGAGGAUCGGGCCUGGUGCCCGGGGCAAACUAUGCAGAAGACUAUGCUGUGUUUGAGAUGGGAACCAGGAACACAGGGAAGAGCAUCGCUAACUGCAACACAGCAAAUCCCACGGCCAUGCUGCUGGCCUCGUGCCUGCUGCUCGACCACCUGAAGCUCCACGCCUAUGCCAGCAUGAUCCGCGGAGCCGUCCUCAGCACCAUCACAGACACUCAGCUGCACACUGCUGACCUGGGAGGCAAAGGUUCCACCUCUGACGUGGUUCAGUCCAUCAUGAGUGCCAUUCAGAGCACCGGGCCGCACACGCUCGGCGCUUACAGCAAACACAUACUGUAAUUUUGUUAUGCUGUCAAUCAACAGUAAUGAUUGCACUGUAAUAACUAAUAUCAGUCUGUAGAUUCACUAUAAAUGACUGUGUCCUAAUACCGUAUUUUAACAUGACUUUUUUUCUUUUCUGUAAUUCAUAUUUAGACCAUAUUUAGACCACAUAACAGGAUUUCCUCGUACAGUAACUGCCACAAUAAAAUACAAUACAGUGUUAUAUUGUGAA
Molecule: messenger RNA, 2858 nt
Organism: Solea solea (common sole)
Lineage: Eukaryota; Metazoa; Chordata; Actinopteri; Pleuronectiformes; Soleidae
Product: isocitrate dehydrogenase [NAD] subunit gamma, mitochondrial-like
Exons: 10
Coding region: 1724-2644 (306 amino acids)
Biological process (GO): tricarboxylic acid cycle; isocitrate metabolic process
Cellular component (GO): mitochondrion
Source: RefSeq, a predicted model, not a curated record